Molecule: messenger RNA, 2113 nt
Organism: Physeter macrocephalus (sperm whale)
Lineage: Eukaryota; Metazoa; Chordata; Mammalia; Artiodactyla; Physeteridae
Gene: BCKDK
Product: branched chain keto acid dehydrogenase kinase
Exons: 13
Coding region: 561-1799 (412 amino acids)
Biological process (GO): regulation of glucose metabolic process; protein phosphorylation
Cellular component (GO): mitochondrion
Molecular function (GO): pyruvate dehydrogenase (acetyl-transferring) kinase activity
Source: RefSeq, a predicted model, not a curated record
AGAGGGAGCACCCUCCCCUCUCCCUUUUAACGCUGGCUCAAGCCCUGCCUGCCUCCAGCCGCCUCCGGAGCUGAGCGUCCUCCCAGCGUCACUCCAGGAGAGCCUAUUUUAUAGAGCAGAAGACAGAGGCCCAGAGAGACCAGAUAACUCCGGGAGCCCUGUGUAGAGAGCUGUGCUAUUUAUUUGGGGACCUGGGAGCAGAGACACAGCCACGAUGGGCUGGCGCGAGUUGCGAGUCCUCCGCUCCAAACUACAACUCCCAGGAGGCACCGGGCGCCCAUAGCCCACGUGACGUCACGGCGGCAGAAGGCGCAAGCGGCUCGGCCAGCCCGGCCGGUGGACUUUUGGGCCGUUCCUCUCGGACCCCGGCCCUGGCUCUGGCCCCGAGAUGGGAGCUGCUCCUGGAGGCUGAGCUUGUCAGCAUCCUCGACCGGCUCUCGCCCCUGAAGUCAGAGAAGUGCCCCUGCCCACCCACACCCUUCUUGCCCCGUUUUGGGGUCGCCUCCAUCUAUCCGGUCCUCAGCCCUAGUGGCCGCCCAGUUCGACAAAAGAGCAAAACGAUGAUACUGGCUUCCGUGCUGGGGAGCGGACCCCGGGGCGGGCCAGCACUCUGGCCUCUCUUGGGGCCCGCACUCUCUCUCCGGGCCCGCUCCACAUCAGCCACCGAUACCCACCACGUGGAGAUGGCACGGGAGCGCUCCAAGACAGUCACCUCCUUUUACAACCAGUCGGCCAUCGAUGUGGCAGCGGAGAAGCCCUCAGUCCGUCUCACUCCGACCAUGAUGCUCUAUUCAGGCCGCUCUCAGGAUGGCAGUCACCUUCUGAAAAGUGCCCGGUACUUGCAGCAGGAGUUGCCAGUGAGGAUCGCUCACCGAAUCAAGGGCUUCCGCAGCCUUCCUUUCAUCAUUGGUUGCAACCCCACCAUACUGCACGUGCACGAGCUGUACAUCCGUGCCUUCCAGAAGCUGACAGACUUCCCUCCGAUCAAGGACCAGGCGGACGAUGCCCAAUACUGCCAGCUGGUGCGACAGCUGUUGGACGACCACAAGGAUGUGGUGACCCUCUUAGCUGAGGGCCUGCGUGAGAGCCGGAAGCACAUAGAGGAUGAGAAGCUCGUCCGCUACUUCUUAGACAAGACGUUGACUUCAAGGCUUGGGAUCCGCAUGUUGGCUACACAUCAUCUGGCGCUACAUGAGGACAAGCCCGACUUCGUUGGCAUCAUCUGCACUCGCCUCUCACCAAAGAAGAUUAUUGAAAAGUGGGUGGACUUUGCCAGACGCCUGUGUGAACACAAGUAUGGCAACGCCCCCCGAGUCCGCAUCAAUGGACAUGUGGCUGCCCGUUUCCCCUUCAUCCCGAUGCCUCUGGACUACAUCCUGCCCGAGCUGCUCAAGAAUGCCAUGAGAGCCACAAUGGAGAGUCACCUAGACACUCCCUACAAUGUCCCAGAUGUGGUCAUCACCAUCGCCAACAAUGAUAUCGAUCUCGUCAUCAGGAUUUCAGACCGGGGCGGGGGAAUCGCUCACAAAGACCUGGAUCGGGUUAUGGAUUACCACUUCACUACAGCUGAGGCCAGCACCCAGGACCCCCGGAUCAGCCCCCUCUUCGGCCACCUGGACCUGCACAGUGGCGGCCAGUCGGGACCCAUGCACGGCUUUGGCUUCGGGCUGCCCACAUCGCGGGCCUACGCGGAGUACCUCGGUGGCUCCCUUCGGCUGCAGUCCCUACAGGGCAUUGGCACGGACGUCUACCUGCGGCUCCGUCACAUCGACGGCCGGGAGGAAAGCUUCCGCAUCUGACCCCGCAGACCCCUUGGUCUGCUUUCCUGCCAAGGGUGGGCCACACACCCUGGCAGGACCUUCCGGGCCCAGCAGGGUGCCACCCUGCUCCACACACUGCUGCAUCUCGGGUCUUAGGGCCCCAAGCAGAUGGACUUACGUGGAGCCAGGCGCCUCCCCUCCUCGAUGGGGUCCACUGCUUCCCUGCCUCCAGGCCUUAGAGAGGAUGAAGUGGGGACCCUUGGGGUCUCCAGCACCAGCUCCGUCAUUCUUAUUCCUGGGGAAACCCCCACUCUGACCUGCUGUUUGUUAUUAAAGUUCACAUUUUGAAUGCC